Messenger RNA from Sebastes umbrosus (honeycomb rockfish), 1277 nucleotides. RefSeq names its product baculoviral IAP repeat containing 5b (gene birc5b). Bases 120 to 596 code for a protein of 158 amino acids. The transcript is spliced from 4 exons. Lineage: Eukaryota; Metazoa; Chordata; Actinopteri; Perciformes; Sebastidae. The record is from RefSeq and is a predicted model, not a curated record.
CGCGCAGAGUUCAAUCAGCCAAAACUGAAAACACCUGUGAGAGGAAACGUGCUAUCAAGAUGUCCACAUCGACCCCCACACCGGGAAUGAAACUGAGCCCGUUGUUGUUUCUUUAAGCUAUGGCCGGCAUUGAUGUACUGUCAGCCAGGUUCUCUUCCUAUGAUCUAAUGUACAGUCAUGAUGUUCGAGAGCAAAGCUUUGCAGACUGGCCAUUCAGAGAGGAGUGUAACUGCACACCUGAGAAGAUGGCCACGGCCGGGUUUGUCCACUGCCCCAGUGAGAAUGAGCCGGAUGUUGCUUGCUGUUUCUUCUGUCUGAUCGAGCUGGAGGGCUGGGAGCCAGACGACGAUCCUUGGUCUGAACACUUGAAACGCUCCCCUAACUGUGGAUUCUUAAACCUGAAGAAAGACUUCACCGAGCUGACUGUGGCGGACUACAAUCACAUGGAGAAGGAGAGGCUAAAGAUAUACAUUCCUUUCUCCGCUGAUGCCAGGACUGGAAAAGACAAACCUUUUGGAGAGGUAGCUGAAGAGGCAAGGGGGAGUCCUCUUGUACAACGGCCUUCGAGGCACCUUCCCCUUCUUACAAUUGCCUAAAGGACCACAAUGAUAAACACACUCGAACACACCAGCGCUUGCUCUCACCUCUUCAUCUUUACACUCUGCCACCCCGCUCUUUGUUUACUUCAAGUGCAAUCAUGUUCUUCAACGCCGUCAUUAAAGUCAAAACGGAAUCUUUUGUCGUUAGUCAAGUGAUAUAAAUGUGUUAGGAACCUUGUCAGCUUGAGCUGAUCUGGAAUAUUGUGUAGUUUAUUUCCUCUUCCUUCAAUUUAAAUAAGGUUUUACGAUAUGUGCUGUGAGUUGAGGUUAUUUUCAAAGAAAGAAAAAGUAUCUGACAAACUGAUUUAUGACGUCCGUAUUCAUAUGAUGGAAAUCUGGUGCUUUUCUCUCUUUUGAGGUUGAAUUCUUUGCCCUACAGUGUUUUGGCAUGAGCUAGAUGGGAAAAUGGGACAUGUGGGAGACAGAACUCCGAAAAGCCUCUGUGACACAUUCACCUGUUCCCCAGAGCGGUUUUCCCAGGGCCCACAACAGCCUCCCGCCUGACCUGAUAGAAACCCCGGAGCACACACACACACACACACACACACUCACACAUCCUGCAACACAUCUCUAUUGCCACAAAGUUCUCCUAUAUUCACUCCAUCUUGGUCUUCAUUUUUUAUAUUAGUUUGUCCAUGUUCAAAAUGAAACCGAGCCACUUAACAUUCAUUUUCUUUA